Messenger RNA from Stegostoma tigrinum, 7161 nucleotides. It is a transcript of the gene ntf3, whose product is annotated as neurotrophin 3. Lineage: Eukaryota; Metazoa; Chordata; Chondrichthyes; Orectolobiformes; Stegostomatidae. Bases 454 to 1266 code for a protein of 270 amino acids. Gene Ontology annotation, molecular function: nerve growth factor receptor binding; growth factor activity. Gene Ontology annotation, biological process: regulation of neuron differentiation; positive regulation of peptidyl-serine phosphorylation; memory. The record is from RefSeq and is a predicted model, not a curated record. The transcript has 2 exons.
AAAAGGCAGGGCGCUUCAUCCUUGGCGGAGCCCCCGAGUGACAGCGCGGCCGGGCUGCUGCCUCUGGGAUGAUCAAAACUGCCCGGAAAGCUAAGUGGCUGUGUUCGCCUUUGGAGGGGGACAGUGCGGCCGAUCAGUACCCAGGACAGUACCAGUUGGAGGCAGUCGGAGCCGGUGCCAAACGUGAGGAGAGGUCACGGCAGAUUGUGUGUUAAUGCUCAGAGCACAGAGGCAAUCUGACUGGCUACUUGUAAGCUGCACAUUCUGCCUCUCUCUCACAUUCACUCACUCACACUCAUCCAGUCACUGAAACUCAUCGCGGAGAUGAGCCGUCGCCAGUUCAGCUCCGGCUGAGAGAAUUGAAGUUUUUCCUUUUUUAAAGAAGAAUACAUAUAAUUCAGUCAAUAUUUACAGCUUCAUGUCGGCGUGUAUCCACGGGAACAUACGGAUGCCAUGGUCACCUCUGUUACGAUUUUACAGGUGAACAAAGUAAUGUCUGUCCUCUUUUACGGCAUGCUUCUCACUUAUCUCAGUGGCAUCCAGGCUGCAACCAUGGACAAGAGAGGUUCGUCCGAGGACUCUGUGAACUCACUCAUCAUCAAAAUCCUCCAGGCGGACAUCCUGAAAGGCCGACUCUCCAAGCAGAGUGAGGAACUGAAGGAGAAGUAUCAGGGCACCAAAGAGAAGGGUGACACCCAGAGCGAUACGGACUCAGUGGGGAAUACGAUAUCUGACUUCCAGCCGAUCGUCUCGGUUAAUGCUGAGUUACUAAGGCAGAAGAAGCGCUACCAUUCACCCAGAGUGCUGCUGAGCGAUCGGCCACCUUUGCAGCCGCCCCCUUUGUACUUAAUUGAGGAUUUUGCAGAGAGUUUGGAGAUGGACAACAGAACAGCAAGGCGGAAGCGAUAUGCAGACCGCAGGGGGCAUCGCGGCGAAUACUCUGUGUGUGAUAGUGAGAGCCGCUGGGUGACGGACAAAACAGCGGCGAUCGACAUCCGAGGGAAGCAGGUGACCGUCCUAGGAGAGAUUAAAACCGGCAACUCUGCCAUCAAACAAUAUUUUUACGAGACGCGGUGCAGAGAAGCGAAACCGGUCAAGAAUGGCUGCAGGGGCAUUGAUGACAAACAUUGGAAUUCGCAAUGUAAAACCAGCCAGACCUACGUUAGGGCACUGAGCACUGAGAACAAUAAAUAUGUAGGCUGGAGGUGGAUUAGGAUAGACACCUCCUGCCUCUGUGCAUUAUCCAGAAAACUAGGCAAAUCGUGAUUCCUCGCCCCAUCCCCUUCUCCUCUUUCUAUGUGAAUAUAUAAAUUAUUACUUUAAAUUAUGUGACUUUGCAUGUAGCAUAUGAAUGUUUAUAUUAUAGUAUAGUUCACGAUUUUUAUUUAUUAACAAAAAGGUCAACUCAUCAGACAAAAAAAAUGCUUCUUACAACUCGCCAAAACAAGAUAGCAAAGUUGUGCCUUGCUUCCAGCAUCAUUAAAAGUCGUCGGACCAGUGUUGUUGUGCAUUAGUAACUGGUCCAAGGGUUUACCUCCCAUGAUUAUUUCCUCGCAGCUACUUGUUGAAGUCAGUAUUGUUGUCAGUGAUUUAUAAAUGGGAUUUGGGAAGGCACAUGUAAAACCCAACCACAAGCCACGGCUGCCAGUCUUGAAAGUGCACGUCUAUCCUUAACAGCACGGUGAAUGACAUUUGCUGUGAGACUGAGAGAAGGAAGCUAGAUCAGAGGGAAUGCUGGCAACACCAUCUGUGCAGAUAAAGCUCUUCCAUAUGUUUCACUCAUUCCCCAAGAGCUGCUCUUUCUGGAAAUAAGAUCUUUGCAGCAUUGGAGAAAAGACUGCUGUGAGAGAUUUCUCUUUCUCUCUCUCGUUCCCUCCUACCGGUACUAUUUUAAAAUUACUCUGCACAGCAACCGAGUUCAUUUUUUUAAUGUUUGCUGUAUUCACUAAAUUAGACCCUUGUUCUAAUAAAUCCUCUUCAAACUGGAAGACUCCAUUAGCCAGAAUUAUAUCUGGAGAGAACUGAAUUCCAUUUUCUUCUUUUGUCAAUUCCCUUUAUUUUACUGUACAACAAAUUUAGCCAGCCUGUGAGUGCCCCCAUUAAUUAUGCUAGAAUGGGGAAAAGAAACUUCUCUGUGGUGCUAUGCAUUUGAAUACUUUUCCUUUUGCAAAAAAGUUCAAUACUUGCCAAUGAAUUGUCCAAUGAAGCUCUUGGUUGUGGAACAAAGUAAAAAUUUCCUAUUAUGUGUCAGAAUGUUAGCUGACUUAUAACACCAAAAUGGUGAUUUCUCUUUCCCACUCAUGUCUGAACUAUCAUAAUCAGGUUUACAUUCCAUGUAAUUUGAACUUCUGCCAAGCAUCCAGUGUUACAGUCUCUUACUACAAGAUCUCUAAAAAAAAUUAACUCCUUUAAGAGAUAGUAGGAACUGCAGAUGCUGGAGAAUCUGAGAUAACAAGGUGUAGAGCUGAAAGGCUGACGUUUUCCAGCCUAGACCCUUCUUCAGAAAAUCAUUUAGACCCGAAAUGUCAGUCUUCCUGCUCCUCUGAUGCUGCUUGGCCUGCUGUGUUCAUCCAUCUGUACACUUUGUUAACUGUUCUUUAAAUAAUAAUUAUGGCCUGGAGAUUUUUGUGGGAAAUGUUACCUUCUCAAAUUCCUCCCGCAGAAAAAUGCAAUCAAAACCUACCAUAGGAGGCACAUGUAUUCUCCCCUCACAUUAGAGCAGACUGACUGUGGCUGCUGAAAGUAAAAUGGAUUUUGUUUAAGACAAUACGAUGACUUAACUUUGAUCCUAGGAUCUCUCGGUCAAGCACAAACGCCAGAUGCCAGUGAAUGCCUACCUUUACAAAUAAAAGAAUUCUACGUGCAUGCAAUAGAAUGGUUCCUUAAUGGAUGAUUAUGCAGUGCCAGCUUUGCCUGGUGAAGCACUGAAAACACCACACUGAAAAUGUGAAGAGUGUAUCUAUUAGUUCAGCUUGUGUGGUUAAACUGUACUCUUCAUCAACACACAUUAUCACUAAACUAAUAACUGGAAUGAGUAGAUUGCCAUAUGAGGAAAGGCUAGACAGGCUAAGAGUUUAGAAGAUUCAGAGCUGAUUUAAUUGAAACAUACAAGAUCCUGACAGAUCCUGACCAGGAGGUAGUUGAAAGGAUGUUUACUUGUGGGAGAAUCUAGAACUAGGGGUCAUAAUUUAAUAAUAAGACAUUAAAGAGAAAUGAGGGCAAAAAGAAAUUCUGAGGGUUCCGAGUCUUUGGAAUCCCCUCCCUCAAAAGGCAAUGGAUGUAGAAUCUUUAAAUUUGUUUAAGGGAGAGGUAGAUAAAUUCUUGAUUAUCUAGGAGAUGAAAGAUUAUUAAGGAUAUGCAGGAAUGUAGAAUUGAGGUAAAAAUCAAUUAAGCCACAAUCUUGUUGAAUGAUGGAGCAGGCUGAUAGGGCCCACUGGUCUACUCUUGUUCCUUGUUUGCAUGUUCGAGCAAAGUGGAGGAAUCAAACAUUGCUGUGGAUAUAUGUUGAAUUAUGUCUCAACUCAGCGCUCAAUCUUAAACUUCAAACAUCGCCCUUAAGCAGAGUCAGUAUAAAAGAUGACCAAACUAUAUAUAACUUGACACAGCUCACUGUUUGUUGGCUUGUUUCUUAGGUCGAUUCCCCACUGAAGAAUUUAGUAACUGAGAUCAGGAAGAUUCUAGAAUAGGCUGAGGCAUUGUUUCAAGUUACUUGUUCUUCAGUAUGGAUGGAACAAAUCCAUGAAAAACUUGGCUAUUGGUUUUCAGAGAUAUCAGGGGAUAGACAGAAUUGCUGAGUUCCUUUCGGAAAUGACUACUAAUAUCACAUCAAAUAGUGUAGAUGACAAUUUUUGAAUAAUUGUUGCAGCCAAUUUUUUUAAUACAUUCAAUAUGUCUCUUCUAAAUCAGAGUGAACCAUCCUUAAGUAAAAACAGAAAAUUUUGGAAAUACUCAGUGAUUUGGCAGCAUACUCUGCCCGACUUACUGCGUGUUUCCAUCAUUACUGUUUUUACUACAGCUAUCCAGCAUCUGUAGUCUUUACUUUUGAAUAAAGCAUUCGUCUGUGUUUUCUGUUCUUUCCCAAGUUCCAGUUUCCCCCUACUAUAGACAUUGGUACCAGUCCUGGGUCAAGGUCAGAGGAAAUAUGUCAAAUUUGGAUCUGUGGUUGCCCUCUCACCUUCAUGUCCCCAAGAUCAGGAGUUGAAGUUCCAAUCCAGAAACUUGAACACAUCAUCUGGGUUGAAAUUUCAAUGCACUGGGAGAGAGUGUUGCUAAAUGUAACUCUUGUAAUGUGACUACACAACAGACACAGGCAAGACUUACAGUGAUUUCAAGGUGGUUGUAAUUCUUAACUUCUUCCAUGAGUAAUAACCUGAGUGUUUCAUGUAAAAUGAUUUUUCUAUAAGGUGAAUAGAUUUUGCAGAUAUAAAAAUGGGGAAGUUUAAGUGUACCACAGUAAACUAUAAAAGCACAGUUACUCAGUCUCUUGAGUUCACCAUGUUGUGAGGGUCCAAAUGCAAGAUCUGAUUCACUGUUUUAUUUACUUCCUUCCUGACCACUAACCCCAUAUUUCCUGUUAAAUUAUGAGCCUGACCAUUCUUCCAGCAUUUCAGAUGAGUAUGAGAUUUCACUCUCAUAACUAUUUUACAUCAACAAAGGCAGAAGUAAAAACAUUUAGUUGUACCUAAACUUCGGAAGAAAAUUUCCUGCAGAUGUCACAAGCCUAUGGCCAUUGGUCAUUAAUGGGUUUAUAGCCCUGUUUAAUAGAAUCAGCUUCUACAUGGAUACAAUUGCUUUAGUAUAGAGUUUGGAAAAGGAAUAUUUCUUUAAGGCAGAUUUAUACACUACAGAAAUGGCUGACAAUACAGUAAGGCAGCAUGACUUAGUACCAGCAUGUAGAACUAGGUGCCAUAGGUUCACAUCUUUUAACACCAUGCUCUUAAUCUCAAACACAUCUUUGUAAAGAGCUGCUGAGCAGAGACAGGCAUUCCCCUGUGUAGCUGAGAAGUUUCCUUGAAUCUAUCACCAGAUCAUUCUUCAAUACCCCUUCAAUCCACUUCAUAACAGAUUUUGCACAGAGGAGAGAACACAUUAUUUAUCAUUGGGACAUAGUUUGAAAGAUCAGGGAAUGUGUUAAAAAUACACUGAUUAGAAGGCAUUUGACACCAGUGAAAGAACUGGUUGAGGUGAUAGUUUUGAUAUAACCACUGUUAAUUACUACGGACUAAUGAUUUUGGUGCAUUUGAUCAUCAAACACAGACAGGACCACUAGAGUGCAGCAUUUCUCUAGCUUUGGGCAAUGGACAAGUUGUUCAGAACCUCGAGGGGCUUUUCCAUUCCUAUUACCAGGAACUUGCAAAUCACUUAGCUGUACAAAAUUCAAUUCCUGUUUAAUUUAUCAACUUGGACAACAUUCUUCAGUUUUUCAGAUUUGUAAAUUGCCACAAAGCUGAUUUUCAUAAACUAAAGGAUAUUUCAAUCAAAUGAAGAAAUUUAGUUGGCAACAAUAAGAUCAUGGAAAAAGCCAUUAAAUGAUCAUAUGAUGUGCACGUUUUUCAAUAGCAUUCUCUUAAUAAGCACAUGUAUUGCUUAAAUUUUACUGUACUUGAUUCCCUUGUGAGCUAAAUGUAAACCAUUGUACAUGGAGAUCAAGAGAUGUGAUGAAGUGAGUUCCAUGUGAUUCAGGUAUCAUUGAUAUAGCAGAAGCUAAGGGAUUUAUGAAUCUAAUCUGAAUUCAAAUUCAUUUUUUUCUUUAUAAUACCAAGUAUUUUUUGUUGACAGAAGAGCUCUGCUCUUCAGGUAUUCCAGUGUGAGUUUAUAAAUAAUUUCCUUUUCCAUUGACAAUCAUUUGCAGUCCAGUCAGCUACUUUACCAUUCAAAUCUGUGUUAUUUGCAAGGGUAUAUUUUUUACUAGAAUACUUGACCAUGAUUGUAAUGUAACCUUAUGACAAAAAGCUGUAAUUUUACUGGGGUGCUCCCUCACUAGUAUAUAAUAGCCUUUAAUAAUUCAUGCAACCAUAACCACAGAGCAAUUGUACAUUAUCAUAGGACAAAAUGUAGGUUGAAUACAAUGAGAAGGAUAAUUAUUGAAUUUUACCUCAACGAGACUGGCAAUGUGAUGUCACCCAUUUAAUGCCCCAAAUGAGUACAAAAUUCAGCCUUGCUACACUAUUGUCGAGGAAUUGCCAAAAACGACAAAUACUUCUGUUACAUUCUUUGCACAUGUAGCCGCACCUGUACAUUUAAGGAAAAAUCUUUGGAACUUUAAUUUAUUUAAUCAAUUAGUAAACCAAGACCUUUUUCUUAAAAACUGCUUAUUUGUGUUGCAUUUUGGUCCAUUAACCAUUGCAGAAUUAAUAUUAAAGCAAAAUGAAUAACUGUUUAAAUCCAAAACUUGCUGGUCACUUUUGAAAUGACUUUAGAUUCUCUUUAUCGAACAUAAUAAAAUUUAAAAUGGAGCAUGGCUCAGAACACUUCUUUGGAAAGUUUCUUUUUACACUGUUCUGUAACAUUCCACAAUAUACAAACAAACACAUCAUUUUAUUGACAAUGAAUUAAUGUGUUAACUUUUACUUUUUUCCAAAAAUCAUGAUUGGUAUUCUCUUAAUGAGUAAAUUGGUCAAAGAAUGUGGUCUGCUGUGUAGAAAUUUAGUUUAAUCCCGAUACAGUAAUCCCGCUGAAAAAAUUCAAAUUGUUUAAGUGCAAAAUAAUAAAGAAGUAUGUAAAUAGCUUUUAUUAAAAUUGUAAUUUAUUUUUUCAGUGUCUGGAGAAACUGAAAGCCUUUAUUUUAGUACAGAAGUUGUAUGUUCUCUAUUUUGUAUGUAUUGCCUGCUUGCAGUUGUUUUCCUGAUUUGUAACAUGUAAUAAAGUAUCACUUGUAAUGUGAGCCUGAAAGAAGCUUGGCAUUCAUGAUGAAGCAUUGUGGAGUACGAAACAUAGGUACCAAGACCUCUGCUUAAAAAAAACAAGUGAAGUAAUGGCACAUCUUGUUUAUAAUCAAUGUUCUUCUAUUUAAGAAAUUAAGACUUGGUUGUGAUGUUUAUGGAAAAUAUGCACCUUUAGCCCAAUUGCUGUACAAAAAGCCAAAUGUCAGUACCUCGUGUAACUUUGAAAACAAAUAGCAUCCUGGUAUUGGUGUACUGUCUAUUGGUCUACUCCAAGUAA